CGCUCGGCCGCCGAACAAGCGAGAGCGGCGGGCUUGUCGAGAACUCGCACCACUGCGCCCGCGUCCGCCCGCACGCGCGUCGCGCCGCGCCGCGCCGCCCGGUUCGCUCCUCUUGUCGGUCCUGUGUCACGCCGCGAGCUCACCCUCAUCUCGUCCCUCGUGCUGAUCGGACGUGAGCGGAGGAUCCUCGCGUGACAAGCGAUAUCACAACGACUGAAAAUAGAUCUCACAGCGACGAUGAGUGUUAUCGCGGGGCCCCGGCCGGAGGGCAGGAGGGUGGUGCUGGUGAUCCGCCGGACACAUUGAUGUUUCGCGCGAAUGUUUGUGCGACCUUGCGAUAUUCGACGCGUGCGAUCGCACAUGACACCAAUGAGGGUCUUCGUGUCCGACCGGGCUUUCCGAUCGGUGUUUUGGUGACGGCGCGGCCGUAAUAAAAGAGGGAAAAGGAGGAGAGAGAGAGAGAGAGAGAGAGAGAGCGAGCGAGCGAAAACAUACAGACAGACAGAGCGAUAACCGGUCUCUGGUAGAUCUCUCUCGUCGCGACCGCGACCGCGACAGGUACAGCCAGGGAGCAGCGAAAUUCGAAGAAUGUGCGCGAUCGGCAAGUGAAUGGAGAACAUAAAGAGAGCGGAAUAGCUCUUUCCGUUCCCGCAGAGCAGUUAAGCGAGUUUCACGAGUUCAAGAGAGGAAAGUUUGCCCGCCGCAAAGUUUCCCGCGCGAUAGUCUUCGUUUAAGACUGAAGUAUGGAUCAUGGGGCCUCAUCCUCAGGACUGCGCGACCGCGUCUCCGCGUGUGUUAAGCGCCGCGCGUGCGAAUAUUCGCGUUUGUCGGGCGAUAUCGUCGCGAAAUACGGCUUCUCUGAGACGUCUUAGUCUCGGAACUCCUCGAGAACCCUCGAGAGCAGGGCUAACCAGGAAUCCUCGGCUGAACGCUCGCUCCAGCGCUCUGAGGAGAGGACUCUGAUUAUAGAAGGGGCGGUCGGUGAUUUACGGCAGAAAGAAGAGCCAGCGAUGGGGAUGCGCGGAAGAAACUGGAGUUAGACCGCCGUUACUCGUGUAUUAGCCGUGUAAUCGCUACACAUCGAAUCUGCCGCGCGUUAGUUGACUUGAUCGCUAUCGACAUUUACCUUACUCAACGUACGACGACGUACGUAACGCGACAUGGGCGAACGUUAUUUAUAUCGCGGCAGCGCGUUCUGUAAGAAGCAAAGAACUAUCUUAAUCGGAGGAUCAAUCGUACCGACGGUCUAAUUUAUCUUCGGAUUAGUGAGUGACUUUCUCCGCGUUCCGCGUAUAAUACUCUCGCUUACAAUAUAUCUAGCGAGAAGAAAGAAUCGACUACCGAAUCCCCCUCGAGCCGAGCUUCGUCUACGAGGACUUGAAGUGUCGCGACCGCGCAGCGGACGCGCCUCGGUCUCGGCAUCGACGGUGGACGGUGGACGAGCGCAAAGAAUCGGAGGAAAAUCCGCCACAUCGGAGAUAUUCGGCGACCCCGAUCGAUACUUGAACGACGGAUCGGCAUUCUCGGCGAAUCGCAGUCGAUGGAACGCGGGCGACACGCGGACGUGAACGACCGACCGGCGUGUCCGUUCGCACCAUGCUCGGUUCAUCGUGCACGGUCGGCGCAUUCCUACGAGCAGCACUCGUUGCGGCCGCGAGCCGCGUGCCUGGUCGUCGAGAAGAGUUGCCGUCGCACGAGAUAACUCCCGUCGACAUGCCGGAAGCGUUUACGCCGACGCUCUUCGCAUUUUUCGACGCGCGCCGUUUGCUGUGUCCCAGGUAGACACACAAUACUAAGCACCUUCCGGCCGGCAACGGAUCGGUUGCGCGCGCGCGCGCGCGCGCGCGAUCUCUCUUCACCCCUGCACACAACCCCUUGUGUCCUCGUCGUCCUCCGCCUCCGCCUCCGCCGUCGCCGUCGCCGAUCGUGCGCUCACGAUCGAGCACACUAAACAGAGGCGCGGAUAUACAGAGAGGGAUAUAAAAAUAGACGGCGACUACCUAAGAUAGAUGGGAGUUGCCGGAAGUUGCCGGAGGAGUGUGACGGGAUGAAACGAUGAGGGAGGCGCGAUCGCGACGGUGAAAUACUGGACUCGCAGCACUCCGCGAGGACAGUACGCGGUAGUGAGAUAGUACGAGUGCUCUUGCGCGAGACACGCUUUAAGCCGCGCUCGGCCCGGUAAUUUUCAACGGUGAAUCUCCGGCUCGUCCACCACAGCACCCCGAGGAACUUUGCGACGGGUGGUGGCAUGAAGAAGCGUGCGGACAGCACGUAGCGACUGGCCCUUCUCGCUUCGGAGAUGCGGCGCUAUCCACUGCAUAUCAACGUCGCCCUCACCGUCGUUCUACUGGCGACUCGUGCGAUCGUCGUCGUGCGUGCCGGCGAACAAGAAAGGGAGGUCUGGUAUGAAGCGGCGACGAGGGCGAUCGAGGCGCGGAUCAGGGCGGCCGCGAGUUCCAGCGUCAGCGGCACGACGCCGCCGGCCGGGGUGGCGCGAGGCGUCAUCCUCUUCGUCGGCGACGGCAUGGGGAUGAGCACCCUCACGGCUGCGAGGAUUCUCUCGGGUCAACGUCACGGGAACCCGGGCGAGGAGGCGCAGCUAGCGUGGGACAGCUUCCCGGCGGUGGCAUUGGCGCGGACGUACAACAUGGACGCCCAAGUCGGCGAAUCGUCGGCAUGCGCGACGGCCCUGCUCUGCGGAGUUAAAGCCAAUUACGAGACUGUUGGGCUGGACUCGUCCGGGCGCUUCGAGGACUGUUACUCCAGUUCCAAGGCGCACGUCCCUUCGCUUAUUAAUUGGGCUCAGCAUCAAGGCAAGUCGACGGGACUAGUUACAACCACCAGGGUUACACACGCGACACCGGCGGCUCUUUAUGCACAUGCAGCCAGCCGUUACUGGGAGGACGACGGCAAGGUGCCACCUGCUGCACGUACCUCUUGCAAAGACAUCGCGCGUCAGCUGCUCGAGGAGGAGCCCGGCCGUAACAUCAAUGUGGUGCUCGGUGGUGGCAGGCGUCACUUCGUGCCGAAGGUGACUCUGGACCCCGAAGAGCCGGACAAGGAGGGCCGACGACUGGACGGUCGGAACCUGAUCGAGGAGUGGUCGAGGAAUCACCGUCUGCGGAGCAUACCGGCGCGCUACGUCGCGAACAAGGAGCAAUUCGAGAACGUGGAUCCGCGGAAAGUGAACCGGCUGUUAGGUCUCUUCGCCUAUUCUCACAUGGACUUCGACGUCGACCGGAACACAAACGACACCGGCGAUCCCUCGCUGGCGGAGAUGACGAUUAAGGCGCUUCGGAUACUGGCGAAGAAUCCCGAGGGAUACUUCCUCUUCGUGGAAGGUGGAAGAAUCGACCACGCUCACCAUUACAACAACGCUUAUCGCGCGCUGGAUGAGACUCUGGCGCUGGAGGAAGCCGUCCAGGCAGUUAUGAAGGAGGUCGAUCUCUCGGAAACGCUUCUCGUCGUAACGGCCGAUCACUCGCACGUGUUAACCCUGGGCGGACUGGCGACGCAUCGCGGGAACCCCAUUUUCGGCUCUGACAGCAAGGUGUCGGACGUUGAUGGACAGCCCUAUACAACGUUGCUGUACAGCAACGGUCCAGGUUACACGCAGCCGCGGAAUAUCCUGCGGGAGGUUGGGAAAGAUUCCAUUCAGACUGCGGGGGUGCCGAGGGCGUGGGCGACGCACGGCGGCGAGGACGUGCCGGUGUUCGCGAUCGGGCCCCUCGCGAGCAUCCUGUUCUCCGGCAGCGUCGACCAGAGCUACAUCCCGCACGCGAUCGCCUACGCCUCCUGCCUGGCCCAUCACGCCAGCCGUUGCUCCCGAGAUUCCACGAACAACGCCAACGCCAGCGACACAAUGAACGCCGCGCCGAUAAGCUGUCCCUCGGUGGAGCCCAACAGCGCGGCGAUAUCCAGCGACGUGAUGAACGACCAGGCGCGAAAUCCAUCCACGAAAUCCGCGGCCGGCCCGUCGUCGUCGUCAUCGUCGUCGUCGUCGUUGCUGCUGCUGUUGCUGCUGCUGCUGCUGCUGCUGCUGCUGCCGCCGCCGCCGCCGCCGCCGUCGCCGCCGUUGCUGCUCGUGCUGUUGACCCGCGUCCCCCCGACUCGCCGGUGUCCCUUCGAAAGGACGAGUUAAUGCGCCCCCUUUCGCGUUCGAGCUAGAGGGCUCGAGUCCCUCCCUCACCCCAUGACGUAGGUGUUACAUGACACACAGUGGAGGAAGCCGGCCGAAACUGCCACGUCCUGGCGGACGCGUUAUAAAGGUCGACCGCGUGGCGGCCGCAGUGUAAAUUUGUCGGGACGGCCGUUCCGAACGAGUUGUGCAUCUCCCGGCGAUCUGUUAAAUGGAUCGUCCGCUCAGCAACGUCGGCCGCCGCCGCGGGAGUCACCGCGGAGGAUCGGCGCGAUGUAGCGUGGGAACCUUCGGAAGAAAGCGACGGAGGGAGGGAGAAGCCCUAGUGGCGGAGAGGUCCUCUUGAGGCGCGACUGAGGACCUCCAGGAGGAGGCGUAUUUGCAUUCCUCGACGACCCCGACAAGUGACGGAUCGGGCGUUCGUGGACGAGCGCCUGAGACAAGGACACGCCGUUCGCGCACGGUGUAUCCUCAAUCCUCUCUCAUGCACCCGCGAUCGAGCGGCCCUACUUUCCGCGCCGCGUGUAAUAUUUUAUAUUAUCGAUACAGAAUUGCAUUGCUCAAAAGAAUUACGGCGUGGAUAGAUUUAUUGCCGUAAAUUAGCCAACCUUGACUGGCGAUUACUUCGCGAAAAAUUAUUGUAGACUAAUGAUUUUUCUUUUUUUCAACAUGAAGCUUCAAGUCUCUACUUUAAGAAUGUAUCUUCAUUUUUUGCAAUGCACCCCUACCUCUGUAACCCCUGACGUCUGAGGGUAUGUUUGGUAUACUGAAAAUUGCGAAGUUUGACGGAGUGCACGGACGUGAACAAUCUUUUUUCGGGGACGCCGUUUGCAUCGUCAUUUGCAAGUCCAAAUCUUCCCCUUCAAUUUGGAAGGAAAAUGGGCUCGCUACGAUUUUUUUUCGCAAAGUUACAGCCCCUCAAAAAUAUCGUUGUUCUUGACCUUCGGGCCAAGUACCGGCCGGCGGCGGAUUAUUAAAUGACUGGAAAUCGUAGCAACGGCAACGGCAAAAGUGUUUGUUGACACGCGCGCAUGUUUUUCAGCUCCUGGCUCGUGUUUUGACCACAGCCGACAUUCCCAGCGUCGGCAAACAAAUUCUCUCCGUAUUCUCCACGGCUCCGUACCACGAUAUUUCUGAAGGGCUGUAACUUUGCGAGAAAAAAUUGUAGCGACUCCAUUUUUUCAA
Molecule: messenger RNA, 5323 nt
Organism: Harpegnathos saltator (Jerdon's jumping ant)
Lineage: Eukaryota; Metazoa; Arthropoda; Insecta; Hymenoptera; Formicidae
Product: alkaline phosphatase
Exons: 9
Coding region: 2300-4141 (613 amino acids)
Biological process (GO): dephosphorylation
Molecular function (GO): alkaline phosphatase activity
Source: RefSeq, a predicted model, not a curated record